UGUCUGUCUAUCUGUCUCCCUGCAACACCCAAGAGCAUUCCCAUCUUGGCUCCUUCGCUUCUUUUUUUGAGCCCCCUUCCUGCUCCUUGUCUCUCUAUCAUGAAGAUCAAAAUAGCUGCCUUUUUAGCCGGGAUUCUUGGAGUCCUUGGUGUCCUCCUUUUUCUUACAGCCUUCGGGACCGACUAUUGGCUCCUUGCAACGGAGAUGUGCGGAGGAUUUGAACCCGAGAACCGUACUCAUCACAUCAAGGAGGAAGAGAGAGAAGUUUGGAGAGAAAAGAAAGAGAUCCUCACCUUUCACCAUGAAGGUUUCUUUUGGCGGUGCUGGUUCUUUGGUGAAGAUUACAAAGAGACGAUAUGGAACUUCUGGUUUACUAGCCAAGCACACCCCAAACACUGCAUGCAUGGCUACCUAUUUCCAAUGCCAAUCGCUCUUGGACCAUAUCCACAUCCAUCCUAUGAUGCAACGGCAGUGUACCGAGGCUUCUGGACGGCGCUUAUUGUGUUGGGGAUCACUGCCAGCCUCGUCGGAGGAUUUCUGCUGGUGUGUGGGGUGCCCUUUGUCAAUGCAAGGUUCUACAAAGUGGGAGGUGGAUUCCUACUCACGGCUGGAGGUUUAUUUGCCCUGAUUAUAUUUAUGUUCGUGAUGUGGAAGGAAUUUGCAGCCGAUCUUCCUAAAUAUAUACUUCUGGAAAGAAGUGAAAGAUGCUUGGAUGACACUCCUGUAAAUGUUUAUUAUGGGUGGUCCUUCAUGUUCGCAGCUGCUGGAGUUCCCUUAGUUUUGCUUUCCGGACUUCUCUUCUACCUUGUUGGUUACAGUAUCCUGAAGGAGCUGGCAUAAAAGAACUGGAUCCCAGUAAAACCCUGAACAGGAAAAUGCUUCAGUGCCAUAUGGAAAGGAAGAGGGGUGUCUUGGUAAUGCGGACAUUAUUUAUGGAACCAUUGGUAUGGUUUAAGUGCUAUAAAAUAAUGCUGGGGAAUUACCUUAGUGGGAAAUAUGACAUUAGUAACUAAACUUAAACAAUGUUCAUAAUUUUAAAAAUGGUCAUCGUUCCCAGAAAAGGAACCCUGGGAGCUAUAGUGUUGCAAGGAGCUCUGGGAAAUUUAGUUCUGUCCCCUGAAAAUUAUCGUUCUGUGGCUGAAUCUUGACAAGAACAGUUAGGGAACCCAGUUUUGUGAGGAUGUUGGGGGUUUCUACAAAAACUAUGUUAGCAGCCCCACAAAAUUGUGGUCCCCAGAGUUGUUUGUGGGUUUUAAAUUCAUCUGAAAUUUUUCAAAUUGUCCCAGCUUCUCCUUCUUCUCAAAAACCCAGGAUCGGCAAUUUUUGGGGAAGGUACAGAGAACAGAGUUCUUUUGCAGAACAGUGUGCUUGUCUGAGACCCAUAACAUUUGAAUCUGCUUAAAACUGGCCUAAAUAUGUAGUGUGGAAACACUGUAGGUGCAAGUGUACACUGACAUACCCUCCCACAGUCCUGAUUUUGAAGGGACAGUUGUGAUGAAUUCUCCACCUUUCCAGUUUUCCAAAUGCCUUUGAAAUGUCCUGGUUUUGCUCUCCCCCUCUCACUUUCUUCCUCUCGAUUUCUGAAAACUGAAUUGAAAGUGCAAAAGUAGUUUGUGCUGAUUUAACUCACUUGAAGUUGGAGAAGAGGAGAGGAGAGGUGGAAACUUUCCAUUUAUAGUCGGCUCAGGCAAAAGAAACUGAGAUGAUGAAGAAGUAGUUGAUCUUGGCCCAAAGGAGAAUGGAAAGGAGGGUGCACUCCAUGUCUCUUCCCCUUCUGAGCUGAGACCAGCCACAUCUUCACCAUCUGAAUGGCCUUUCUGCUUUCUCUCUUCUCUCCACCAGUCAGCAGAAGCAGUAGCCCAUCUCAGGGCUGGACAACUGCUGGGCUGGAUUGUGUGUUGAAUGCAUACGUGUGAAGAUAUAGAAAUGCAUGGAUCUCAACCAUUAUGAGUAUCAUGGAAAGAGAGCUGCAUUUACCCUCUCCUCUACCAUCUAUACAGUAUUCAGCCAAAACAGGGUUCUCAACUGGGCCAAAGUCUCCCUAUAAUGGAGACCAAAUGGACAAGCUAAGAGAUGAUAGCCCAAGUUCUCUAACCUAGGACCUCCAGAUGUGUUGGACUAUAACUCCUGUGGACCUUAGCCAGCAUGAUCAGCAUGGCAAAGGAUGACAGGAUUUGUAGUCCAAAACAUCUGGAAGAUGUCAGGUGGUGGAAGGCUGCAAACCAGUGUUCACAACCUCUGGCGCCAUGUUCAUCCUAAGAUGAGGUGCAAUGAAUGUGCCAUUGGCUGUGGGUGGGAUAUAGACACAGCCUGGUGUGAAAAAGCUGGCUGCGAUUUCAAUAUUUGUAUUAAACACAAGUUAUAAAUAUUCAACACUGAGUCCCAGUUGACCUUGUUUCUUGUUAAAUGCAAUCAGAUCGGACUGAAAUGAUGUCUACUAUUAGUUCUAUUUGUAAAUGCAAAAAAAAAAAAAGUUACUCUAACUAGCAUAAAAGGCAACUGCUAACAUGGCUUUUAAAUAUUUUACACAUAACGUUAUGCUGGGAGGAUGGAAAAGAUGGAAUUUGUUGCUUUUUCAAACAUAGGUUGUCUGUACUUUUUUCCCUUUUUGGCAAAAGAGUGCUUUGUUUUCCUCUCCACUUCCCCAAAUUUGGAUGCUAAUAUUGAAUACUCAACUGAGAAGACCCACUGACUCCGGAUGAAAGGAAACAAGGAGGUUUAGCUGGUGCAACUGUUUUAUGUAAUAAAGUUAUCCAGAAAUCGGAA
Messenger RNA from Sceloporus undulatus (fence lizard), 2766 nucleotides. RefSeq names its product transmembrane protein 182-like. The transcript has 5 exons. NCBI's taxonomy places the organism in Eukaryota, Metazoa, Chordata, Lepidosauria, Squamata, Phrynosomatidae. The record is from RefSeq and is a predicted model, not a curated record. Gene Ontology annotation, cellular component: membrane. Bases 100 to 840 code for a protein of 246 amino acids.